Molecule: messenger RNA, 1614 nt
Organism: Cricetulus griseus (Chinese hamster)
Lineage: Eukaryota; Metazoa; Chordata; Mammalia; Rodentia; Cricetidae
Source: RefSeq, a predicted model, not a curated record
AUGGUUCAGGGCUCUAGGCCUGGCGCGGCUGGGGAGCUGGGAGGGAAGCCCAUCUCUCGGCUCCUCCCCGGGCCGCCCUGCCCCGCCCCGUGCCGGGACAGCCUGGGCGGGGACCCGCGGCUGGAGGGCGCGCCGUCUGGUGCUCCAGGUGCAGUUCCCAUGAGUCUGGGGGCCCGCGGUGGCCCAGGAGGAGUGCCCCGUCUUCAAUCUGCCCCUGCCGUGUCUCUACACCCUGUCCACUGGACGCCAGUGAGCCUCAGAACCCAGGUAACAGAGGGCGGGACUCGGCCAAUGUUCCCCACGGGUCUCCGCCUCGCGUGCGUCCACCCAGUCCAUGCACUCCUUCUCUCUGCUCCAGAGCAGCAGCAGAGCGCGGAUGCUGCUUGGAGAUGGAUCUUGGAAAGUUUGCGCCUGGACGGCGGCCGGGCCCUCAUUGACGCCCAUCCAAGCAUGCUUAAGCCCAAGUCUGAUGAGCCUAGGUCACGAGGGGGGCUGCAGCCUGCAGGUGCAGAACACUGGAGUCCACUAAACCCUUAUGGGGAAGUCACCCAGCUAUCUCUGGUAUGCCACAACUCUGAGUGGGACCUGCUGGGAGGCCACCUUGCCUACCCAGGUGUCAAGAUGCUGAGCCAGAAGCUCCCCAUGCUGUUCCGCAUAGACCAGGUGCCACAGGUGUUCCAUGAGCAGGGCAUCCUCUUUGGCUACCGACACCCACAGAGUUCCGCCACUGCCUGUGUCCUCAGCCUUUUCCAAAUGACCAAUGAGACCCUCAACAUCUGGACGCACCUAUUGCCCUUCUGGUUCUUUGUGUGGAGGUUCGCGACUGCAUUGUAUAUGACAGACAUCCAGAAUGACAGCUACUCAUGGCCCAUGCUCGUGUACAUGUGUACCAGCUGUGUGUACCCCCUGGCAUCCAGCUGUGCACACACCUUCAGCUCUAUGUCCAAGAACGCCCGGCAUAUCUGCUACUUUCUGGACUAUGGUGCUGUCAACCUCUUCAGCCUGGGGUCAGCCAUCGCCUACUCUGCAUACACGUUCCCUGAUGCACUGGUCAGCAGUACUUUCCAUGAAUGCUACGUAGCCCUGGCUGUGUUCAACACCAUUCUCAGCACUGGUCUCUCCUGCUAUUCCAGGUUUCUUGAACUCCAGAAGCCCCGGCUCUGCAAGCUGCUCCGAGUCCUCGCCUUUGCCUACCCCUACACGUGGGACUCACUCCCCAUCUUCUACAGGCUCUUCCUGCUCCCCGGGGAGAGUUCAAGAAAUGAAGCCAUCUUGUACCACCAGAAGCACAUGGUCAUGACCCUCCUGGCCUCUUUCUUGUACUCUGCUCACCUGCCAGAGCGACUGGCUCCUGGACGCUUUGACUACAUCGGUCAUAGUCACCAGCUGUUUCACGUGUGUGUGAUCCUCGCCACACAUUUGCAGAUGGAAGCCAUCCUCCUGGACAAGACUCUGAGGAAGGAGUGGCUCUUGGCCACCUCCAGACCCUUCUCUUUGCCUCAGAUAGCAGCAGCCAUACUUCUAUGUAUCAUCUUCAGCCUCAGCAACAUUAUUUAUUUCUCAGCUGCUCUGUAUAGGAUCCCUGAGCCUGAAUUACAUGAAAAGGAAACGUGA